This is a messenger RNA of Acanthaster planci (crown-of-thorns starfish), 4649 nucleotides long. It is a transcript of the gene pnpt1, whose product is annotated as polyribonucleotide nucleotidyltransferase 1. The record is from RefSeq and is a predicted model, not a curated record. Gene Ontology annotation, molecular function: 3'-5'-RNA exonuclease activity; RNA binding; polyribonucleotide nucleotidyltransferase activity. Gene Ontology annotation, biological process: mitochondrial mRNA catabolic process; mitochondrial RNA 3'-end processing. Gene Ontology annotation, cellular component: cytosol; mitochondrion. NCBI's taxonomy places the organism in Eukaryota, Metazoa, Echinodermata, Asteroidea, Valvatida, Acanthasteridae.
UCAAGAUGGCGGCCUCCAUGACUAAGGUCACGCUUUCUCAAAUCUCUCUUGUUUUACCGCUGAAAAGACUUCUCUCGCGAUGUGAAAACUGUUCUCGACAGUGGAUAAUGGGUCCCAUGAGAUGGAGGCACAUGAAACCAAUAACUGGAGUAGACGAUACGGAUUCCGUGGACGCAAAUGUUGGCGAUAAAACAAUUCACUUGUCGACGGGAAAGUUGGCGAGGUUUGCUGAUGGAUGUGCAAUUGCUCAGCUUGGUGAUACAUCAGUCCUUGUCACAGCUGUUGGUAGGAAAAAUCCAACUUCAACCAAUUUUCUCCCUUUGACAGUAGAUUACAGGCAGAAAGCUGCAGCUGCUGGUAGAAUUCCCACCAAUCACCUGAGGCGAGAGAUGGGAAACACAGACCUGGAGAUCCUUAGAAGUCGUAUGAUUGACAGAUCAAUACGACCAUUGUUCCCAAAGGGUUACUUCUAUGAAACACAGGUUGUAUGUAAUCUUUUAGCUGUUGAUGGAGUGAAUGAUCCAGAUGUUUUGUGCAUAAAUGCCGCUUCCAUGGCCUUGACAUUGUCAGACAUCCCCUGGAGUGGUCCUGUGGGUGCAGUCAGGGUGGGGCUAGUCGACGAUGACAUCGUCAUCAAUCCCACAAGGCUACAGCUGAGCAAGAGCCGUCUCAAUCUCGUGGUGACUGGAGCUAGGAAGAGCAGCAUAGUAAUGUUGGAGGCUUCCGCAGACAACAUCCUGCAGAAUGACUUUGUUAAGGCCAUCCGGGCAGGCUUGAAAGAGACUCAGGUCAUAGUUCAACAGAUCGAAAGACUCACCAAGAGAUGCGGGAAAGAGAAGAGGAUACCAGAGAAACUGUUUGUGCCCCCUGAGGAACUUGUAGAGGCUGUUAGUAGAUUAACAAGAGAGAAAUAUUUUGAAGUCUACACAGAUGUAACUCAUGACAAGUUUUCAAGAGAUCGGGCUGCUGUUGCUGUGAAAGAUGAAUUUUUUGAGCAGAUCAAAGAACUAUUCCCCACUGAGGAGUCAUAUUUCAUCAAUGAAGCAUUUAACUCAGUAGCCAAAGAAGUCUUCCGAAGUCUUAUACUGGAGCAGGAUAGGAGAUGCGACGGGCGGGAUUUGAAGCAAUUGAGAGACAUCCGAUGUGAGGUAGACUUGUUCAAGCCCCUUCAUGGCUCAGCACUCUUCCAGCGGGGACAGACACAGUGUAUGUGUACAGUGACCUUUGACUCCAUCGAAUCAGCUCUUAGAACGGAUCCUAUUCUGGAAAUUACAGGUGGUGUGAAAGAGAAGAAUUUUAUGCUACAUUAUGAGUUUCCUCCUUAUGCAACUAAUGAAACAGGGAAGUUAUCACCGGGAAGAAGAGAACUGGGUCACGGUGCUCUGGCAGAGAAAUCUCUCAAACCAGUCAUCCCCAAUGACUUUCCAUUCACCAUCCGCUUAACCAGUGAAGUACUAGAGUCCAACGGAUCAUCUUCAAUGGCCUCUGCUUGUGGUGGAAGUCUGGCACUUAUGGAUGCAGGAGUUCCCAUCAGCAGCCCCGUAGCCGGCGUAGCAAUAGGCCUAGUAGCAGCCACCGAACCGGACGAUCCACACAGUAUCACUGACUACAAACUUUUAACAGACCUGCUGGGUAUUGAGGAUUACAUGGGUGAUAUGGAUUUCAAAAUGGCUGGAACCAAAAAAGGCGUAACAGCGCUGCAGACUGAUCUGAAGUUGCCAGUCCCUAUGAAGAUCAUCGUUGAAGCCAUUCAACAGGCGACAGCUGGAAAGAGUGAGAUUUUAACGAUCAUGGCAACCGCUCUGAAGAAAUCCAGAGAUAGCCGCAAGGAAAACAGCCCUGUCACAGAAAACCUUGAAGUCCCUGUCGCUAGAAGGUCAAAGUUUGUUGGUCCUGGAGGUUAUAACCUGAAGAAGCUAAGGGCAGAAACAGGUGUGACAGUCACACAGCUGGACGAGAGUAACUUUUCCAUCUUUGCGCCGACGCCCAGCGCCAUGGACGAAGCCAAGGAGAAAAUAGAACAACUGCUGCAGGAAGAUAAAGAGCCACAGCUUGACUUUGGUGCUAUCUAUGUUGCCACAAUCACAGAAGUCAGGGAGACUGGUGUCAUGGUGAAGCUGUAUCCCACAAUGCAACCUGCUUUGCUUCAUAACUCACAGUUGGACCAGAGAAAGGUGAAUCACCCCAGUGCCCUAGGCUUUGAAGUGGGGCAGGAGAUCUCUGUCAAGUACUUUGGGCGGGACCCGGUCAGUGGCAAGAUGCGUCUGUCCAGGAAGGCCCUUCUUGCUCCCGCCUCGGCAGUCAUAAAAAACCUGACGGGCAACAGGAACAGCACCCCUUCCUGACGAGGCAGGGAACCAGACGUGUCAGCUAUGCAGCCGUCUAGCAUUUAUCAGGAGGGUUGCUACCUAAGGAAUUGAUUAGCCUAAAAGGCAGAGGGUAUUGGUAUGAACUUCUUGUGUAAUCAGGCAUUUCCACAAAUGCCAAAAGUGAAAGGACGACAUAAUUCAAGCCCAGUGCAUAAACAGUAGGCACACUGAUAGGGUUUUGUUCUCCCAUUACAAGACAGAAUUGUUGAUCUAUUGAGGUUAAAUGACUAAUUUUGGCCAUGGCACAACUAAGAGUCGAUGGGGUAGUAUUAUCUUUGUUACUGUAUUCACAGCUUUUAUUUCUUUCACAAGAAAUACGGUGUACAAUGUAACUUAUAAACCGUAUUCACUGUCCCAAUUUUGCAGUUUCAAUCCAUAUGCCAUCCCAAUCAUCACUCCACUAUUAGCAUGAUUUGCUAUCAGAUCCUCCAUCCCAUUGCAUUCUACAAUGCUGCACACCCUCUCCUAUGCUUUCGACAAAUGCAGAAUUCACAUGACCAAUCUCCACUUCAGUAUGCAGAAACCUGCAUGUUUGGUAUGAGACGAAUAAGAUGGAGACCGUAACUGCAUAUAACCACGCAGGAUUUAGCAUUGUCAUACCUCUGUCUUGGAUACUGUUUGUUCAUUGGCCCAGAAUGACCACAUGACAGGGCGAUAUAUCUGCAUAUCAAACUCACCAUGAGACAUCUCAUAUCCCACAUCACAGCAGUCAACAGUGGUUUAAGUAUAGCUUUAUACAGUUCAGAAAACCAGUGUAACCAGGACUGACAGCACCUUAAAAUGCUGGCUGCAAAUCCUGUCUUCCGUAAAAUGUGAGAUCUUAAAUUGAACUUUGAAACAAGUUAUGACUUUCUGAAGUUUGCGCGUGCUUGUUUCACAUACAUAGUAUGGGCAUUCCUGUGUUGUCCUGUGGUUAUGAAAUCUCAGGGAAAAUACUCCUUUUUCUCCCACCAUGAAAAAUCCUUCAAGCUGGAGUUUUAAUGAUUUCCUUAACCGUUCCUCUUCAUUUUCCCAACAUAAGCCCCAUCCCAAAAUACCUCUGAGGGAAAACACCUUGUGGGUGUGUGCGAUGCCACACAGCAAUGCCACACCUGUGCACUCACAUUUUUAGACAAGAUUGUGUGAUUUGCAAAGGGUUUUGGGUCGAAUGUUAGAGGUUAGUUGUUUUUUUAAAAUUUGCUCAACACAUCAACACCACUGCUCUAUUGAAACGUAUAACAAAUAAUCAAAUCCAAAAACAGUCUGAAAAUUUACAGGCUGGGGAGUUCCAUUAUGCUUUUAUUUUGUUAACAAAAUAAUAUCUACAGUGGAUUGGGGCACACAGUGACUUGUAACUGAUAUCUGGACUUCAGUAACUCACUCACAGCCUCAUGAGAAGAGCUCAGGAAGAACUACAUGUACAUUGUAGAUUUCAAGUAAAAUGCUUUUGGAGAGUGUUGAGCGUUCCAGGUCUGGAAGAAAUAUGUCCGAGAUUGGUUGAAUGAUUGAUUUUCACCUGGGCAAGUUGGACAACACAAAGUUUGUUCCAUAUUGCUAACAAUGACACAGACAUGUUAAUAAGCAACUGGGUGUAAUUUAUUACAGUUUUGCCUUGCCUUACUAUACAGACAGUGAAGCAAGAAAUUAAGCAGUGUAUGUGUAGAUACUUCAUAUUUACACAAGUAUGCUCGUGUCAGGGUGCACAUCAUAUACAUGUACAUGACUACACUUGACUGGCAGCUAGGAGUUAAACCACUGGGAGUGAUGGCAACAUGCCAACUCAGCCACACUAUUACAUAAAUUAGCGAGUUUGUGAAAUGGCAUUAUGUGUAUAGGACUAAACUAUACAUAGAAGAAUGCUUGGUAAAUGCUGCAGUGAAAGGUUUCACGAUGAAUUGCCGUAGUGCAAAAACUUGAAUGUACAAAUCAAAUGACACCAUUUUCUAAUGUCCUGUUGUAAACAACCAUCAAAGUUUGAAAGUGGAUUUUCUGUAUUUUGGCAGCAGUGGACAAAGCAGUCUACAUGAAGCUUUUAAGCCUUGCUCUUUAAAUGAACUUGCAUUUUAUAUCAUGUAAGAACCGCAGAAAGGCAAGGGUUACUGGGAAACUGGUUGAUGAAUUAAUUAUAAAAGGGACAGGGAACUUCUUAAACUUAUCUGCUGUUAAAAACUACAACAGGUAAUCAAAAGACCUGUACGUUUGUUUACAAUCGCUGUUGUGAGCUUACAAUUUCACAAAAAUAGACACGCUUGUUGCAGUUUGAUAAUAAUCCCGAUGAAUAGGGAAGCAUAGCUCAAAAUA